Molecule: messenger RNA, 1169 nt
Organism: Heterocephalus glaber (naked mole-rat)
Lineage: Eukaryota; Metazoa; Chordata; Mammalia; Rodentia; Bathyergidae
Gene: Mymk
Product: myomaker, myoblast fusion factor
Cellular component (GO): membrane
Source: RefSeq, a predicted model, not a curated record
CUUCUCCCAGCCAGCCGUCCUGCACCCAUGGGGACGCUCAUGGCCAAGCUGCUCCUGCCCACCCUCAGCAGCCUGGCCCUCCUGCCCACCAUCAGCGUGGCUGCCAGGCGCCGCUUCCACAUGGAGGCCAUGGUCUACCUCUUCACCAUGUUCUUCCUGGCCCUCCACCACGCAUGCUCUGGGCCUGGCUUGUCCAUGCUCUGCUUCCUGCACCAGGACAUCCUGGAGUACUUCACCAUCUACGGCACAGCGCUGAGCAUGUGGGUGUCCCUCAUGGCGCUGGCUGACUUCGACGAGCCCCAGAGGUCCACCCUGGUGAUGCUGGGCGUGCUGACCAUCGCGGUGCGGACCUACCACGACCGCCAGGGCUACGGCGUGUACUCGGGCCCCAUCGGUACUGCCACCCUCAUCAUCGCAGCCAAGUGGCUGCGGAAGAUGAAAGAGAAGAGAGGCCUGUACCCCGACAGGAGUGUCUAUGCCCAGCAGGUUGGUCCUGGCCUCUGCUUCGGGGCGCUGGCCCUCAUGCUGCGCUUCUUUUUCCAGGAGUGGGAUUACACCUACGUCCACAGCUUCUACCACUGCGCCCUGGCCAUGGCCUUCGUCCUGCUGCUGCCCAAGAUCAACAAGAAGGCAGGCGACGCGGGGGCCCCAGCCAAGCUGGACCUCUCCACCCUGUGCUGCGCCUGUGUCUGAGGGCGCCCAGCCUGCUCUUCCCCACCCGCUCCGUCCCCUGUGCCCUCCCGCCCAGCAUGUCUGGGAACAGCGGUCUCUUUCACACCCCCAGAGGACCCCAGGGACCGGCCCGGUAUCCCCCGGGUCCACUGCAGGCACGGCUUUCCUACUUCCUCCUCUGCGACCAAGACCCGGGGUGCAUCUGCCCUCCGGCCCGGGCCCGGCCCAGGGCCCCACCCCAGGGGAUCUUCAGCAUCCCGAGGGCGUGUGCCCAGCAGGCUCAGCUGUUCUCUCCUGAAGUCUGUCGUCACCGCUUCUGUCCCCUUCCCUAAGCUCUGGUGGUUCCCAAGAGGGCCGGCUCUCUCCCUGCCCCAGGCUGGCACCCCGUGCCCCCAGCUGGCUUCAGCAACCAUCGGGAGCAGCUCCCCACCACCUUCUGCCUGUCAGCACUGUUCAAGUCCCAUCCUUAAACAAGCCACCCUCCUGCUGACCACGAC